AUGAAAUUACUUAUUUCUAUUAUUGCUUUCAUCAGCAUUUUAGCUAUUGCCAAUGCAGAGUUAGGUAUCGAUGUCUCUUCUGCAACUUCACAAAAAAUGACAAGCUCACAAUGGUCUUGUCUUGCUCAAAAGAACCAACGUGCGAUCAUCCAAGUUUGGUCUGGUGGUUACGGUAUGAACAAUGGUGUUGUCAGUGCUAUCCAAGCUGCUCAAAAUGCAGGUUUCCAAACUGUUGAUCUUUAUGCAUUCUUGUGUAAUCAAUGUUCAGGUAACUCACCAUCAUCCAAUGUAAUCCAACAAAUCGUAAGCAAAAUAAAGCAAAGCGGUGUUUCAUUCGGUACUCUCUGGAUUGACGUUGAGCAAUGCUCUGGUUGUUGGGGUUCUACAAGUGCCAACGCUGCUUUCGUUGUUGAAGCUGUCCAAACUGCUGCCUCUUUGGGUGUCAGAGUUGGUGUUUAUUCAUCAUCUGGUGAAUGGCCACAAACUGUCGGUACUCUCACUUCACUCUCCUCCUACCCACAAUGGUACGCUCACUACGAUGGUGUCCCAGCCUUCUCUGAUUCUGGCGCCUACCAAUACGGAGGUUGGAACAACCCAGAGAUGAAACAAUACGUCGGAAACACCAACCAAUGUGGUGUCUCUGUUGAUCUUGACUUUUACGGUAGCUCUUCAUCCUCUUCCUCAGCCUCAUCUACCACCCACACAUCAUCAUCAUCGGGUCCAUCAUCAUCGGGUCCAUCAUCAUCGGGUCCAUCACACUCCAGUUCAUCAUCAGGUCCACACACUAGCUCUUCAUCAGGUCCACACUCAUCGGGUCCAUCAUCAUCAGGUCCACACUCCAGUUCAUCAUCAGGUCCAGGUACCAGCUCAGAGUCAUCCACCUCAUCCAACCCAACCUCAUCCAACCCAACUUCGUCAAACCCAACUUCAUCAAACCCAACCUCGUCCAAUCCAACUUCAUCUAACCCAACCUCGUCCAAUCCAACUUCAUCAAACCCAACUUCAUCUAAUCCAACUUCCUCAUACACUGUUUCAUCAUCAUCAGGUCUCGGAUGGGAACCAUCAAGAAAGCUAAGAAUCUAUUAA
Messenger RNA from Heterostelium album PN500, 1086 nucleotides. Its product is annotated as glycoside hydrolase family 25 protein. The transcript is spliced from 2 exons. Gene Ontology annotation, molecular function: lysozyme activity. Lineage: Eukaryota; Evosea; Eumycetozoa; Acytosteliales; Acytosteliaceae. Gene Ontology annotation, biological process: glucose homeostasis; signal transduction; cell wall macromolecule catabolic process. Bases 1 to 1086 code for a protein of 361 amino acids. The record is from RefSeq and is a predicted model, not a curated record.